GCGGCAAUUUCCAGCAUUUCAACAUCCUGAGGCCGGCCUCGUUGCAACGACACUGGUCAUUGUCAUCGACCGGUCGAGCAUUCAGAUGCUCAAGGGCUUGGUGUCCACGGGCACUAGUGAUGGAUUGAGCCGGCUGCAGCGCAUCUAUCUUUCGGUCUAUUUGAGCGCGAUGAUGGCGGAUUGGCUUCAGGGCCCCUUUGUGUAUGCGCUCUAUGCGUCGUAUGGCUUCUCGCGCGAGGACAACGCGACCCUCUUCGUCGCGGGCUUUGGCAGCAGUGCCCUUUUCGGCACUUUCAUCGGGUCUAUGGCCGACAAGUACGGGCGCCGAAGGUUUGCAGCUCUCUACUGCGUGCUCUACUUCAUGUCCUGCCUCACGAAGCACUUCAAGCUACUCGGAUGGUCUCAGCGGCGACUGCGGCCGGUGACGGACGCGUGGCAGCGCAUGUCGCAUGGCGCCUCUCCUCUGGGAGAGAUACCGCAGGUUGUCAGUUUCUUGAACUUGCAGCGGGAACCGGAUGACACGAGCACGCGGGCGAAGGAAGUUCAGCAGACCUUCAACGGGACAGACAUGCACCGUUUGGUGCGCCCGGCGGUGGGCGUUGCAAGGGAAGAGGUGCGGACAAAGCCGAAGGCAACUUUCAUCCCUGUCCUUUCAGGGAAAACGGCCCCCGGCGACAAGGUUGGUUCUGGAGAUGACAAUCUUCCGGAAUCGGCUGGGUACGAGCUGCAGCUGGAUGAGGAAGUGCUGGCAAGUGCACACACAGCCCUCAUCCGUGAAGUGAGGAGCGGCAACGAUUUCCGGGUGCAAGAAAUCCUGCAAGUCACCCCCGCCAUCAGGAAGGACCUGCUACAGCGCAAGAAUGCCGAUGGGAAUACCGUCCUGCACUUGGCGGCCAAUGUACGGUCCAGCGAAAAGGGUGCUUUGGUCCUGUCCUACCUUCAGUACUCAAAAGCAGAGUUGGAGGCCAAAAACAUGCUAGGAGAGACCGAGACUCCGCUCAUGGAAGCCGCGUGUUAUGGGAGCAAGGCUGUGGCCCAGUUGCUGCUGGACUUCCAAGCGGAUGUGGCUCAAACCACGGGCUCGGGCUCCACGGCACUGGACUUCGCCACGAGCGAGGGCCACAGCAGCCUGGCAAAGCUCCUUGCAGCGGCUCAAGCCCGGAAGGCGCGUCAGAAGUGCAAGAAGCCCCUUUGGGAAGCUCCCUUCGCAACGACGAUGGGCUUUGAGACCUGGUCCUCAGGGCCUCCCGGGCCGCCCCCUCCCGAGAGGCAGCCGGAGCCACGGAAAGCCGCGCCGAAACCGAAAAGGGAGUCGGAGCGACCGGGCUUUAUCCCCAGUAUUUUCGCCUCGGGCCCAGAGAUCCGGAGCCGGAUCUUCAUGGCCAGUGGGGACGAGUUCACAGAGUUCACCAAUGCCUACCAGGCCCAGCCUCCCCCAUCUGCAAAGCCACCUCCUUCCAGCAAGGCGCCCCCUCGUUUUGAGGCCAGAGGCGUGUCUUCUGAGCACUUUGGGACGCUUGGGCUUCAGCCGGGAGCCACGGUGGAGGACGUCCGUGCCGCCUACCGCAAGCUGGCGCUGCAGUACCACCCCGCCUCAUGGGUACAUCCGUGA
Symbiodinium necroappetens is the source of this 1612-nucleotide messenger RNA. NCBI's taxonomy places the organism in Eukaryota, Dinophyceae, Suessiales, Symbiodiniaceae. The record is from the annotation of a GenBank genome assembly.